AUGGCCCUCCCCCUCGUCCCUCUUGCCCUCCUGGGCCUCUUCCUCUUGACCCUUUUCAGGAUCAGGAACGUCGGGCGCAGACCCAAUGACCUCCCUCCCGGUCCUCCCACCAAAUGGCUCCUUGGCAAUUUGUUACAAAUGCCCAAAGAGAAGGCCUACCUCCAAUUCAAGAAGUGGGCGGACGAGUACGGCCCCAUUUACACGCUCAUUCUCGGCACGCAAACUACCAUUGUCUUGAACGACGCCGAGAUGGUCAAGGAAUUGUUGGACAAGCGCAGUGGGAUUUACUCCUCCCGUGCUGAGGCUUACUUGUCCAGAGUGGCAAGUAAGGGGUUGCGCAUGGCUGGAUGGUUCUACGGCGACCAAUGGCGCCGCGCCCGCAAAAUCCUGCACUCCAUCCUAAACAUGGCCUCCUCCCUCAGUUUCCGGCCCUACCAAGACCUGGAAAACAUUUCUUUGCUAGCCGCCAUCCUCGAAGACACCUGCUCCGUCUCCGCCACCGAGGCCGGCAAGUCGCGCCUAUUCGAACACUUCCGCCGCACCUCGCACUCCUUAGCAACCUCCAUCUUCUAUGGCUUCCGCAUCCAAGACUCCUCCGACCCUCGCCUGCUGCAGAUGUACCAGAACCUGCAAUACUUCUCCGACCUCAACGGUGCGCAAGCCGCCGCUCUCUUAGAUGUCUACCCCUUUCUUCGCAACUUCCAGCGUUUCUUGCCAAUCUACAAGCACGCGGUGGCUGUAGGCGAAAAGACGAGCCAGUUUUUUUUGAGUUUGUGGAUGCCGGCCAAGCAGAAAGUUCUCCAGGGGACGUCGCAGCCUUGUUUUGCUAUUUCGAUGGUGAAAGCGCAGGAACAGGGGAUUACAGAUGAGGAAGCGGCGUUUAUUAUUGGCAAUGCGGGCUUGGAGGCGGCCAGCGAUACGACCUCGAGUACGCUGGCGGCGUUUAUUAUGGCUAUUGUUAUGUAUCCUGACGUUGCGAGGCGGUUGCAGGAGUGUGUGGAUGAGUUUACCGACGGUGGGAGCCGGAUGCCUAGUAUUGAGGAUUUCGCGGAUCCCAGGGCGCAGUAUGUCAGGGCGUGCAUGAAGGAAGCACUGAGGUGGAUGCCGACGGGGAUUUUGGGCGUGCCGCAUGCGGUGAUUAGGGAUGAUGAGUAUAGGGGGUAUCGGAUCCCGAAGAACUCGAGUAUUGUGUUGAAUAUCUGGGGCAUCAACACGGAUGAAAAGCGCUACAAGGACCCUCACACGUUCAACCCGGACCGGUUCAUGCACGACACGCAAACCUCUUCCAAAGCGGCACUGAACCCCAACGUUGCUGAGCGCGAUCACUACACUUUCGGUGCUGGCCGUCGUAUCUGUCAGGGUCUGCACGUCGCUGACGACUUUCUGUUUCUGAGCAUUGCCCGCCUGAUGUGGGCGUUUAACUUUGACCGGGCUGUCGACCCGCAGACCGGCAAGGAGAUCGUGCCGGAUAGACUUGAUCUGAUCGGUGGGUUGCUGGUGCAGCCGGCGCCGUUCAUGAUGAAUAUCACGCCUAGAAGCGAGAAGAGGGCGCAGAUGGUUAGGGAGGCGUGGAGGGAGUGUCAGGAAAUGAAGCUGGAUGGGGAGAUGCAGUGGAAGAGCGUGCCCGGGGAGAUGUUCAGUGUGUUUCCUAGUAUGAGCGAGGUGAAGGCUUAG
This is a messenger RNA of Sordaria macrospora k-hell, 1674 nucleotides long. RefSeq lists its product as uncharacterized. Gene Ontology annotation, molecular function: monooxygenase activity; heme binding; oxidoreductase activity, acting on paired donors, with incorporation or reduction of molecular oxygen. Lineage: Eukaryota; Fungi; Ascomycota; Sordariomycetes; Sordariales; Sordariaceae. The record is from RefSeq and is a predicted model, not a curated record.